Hippocampus comes (tiger tail seahorse) is the source of this 2160-nucleotide messenger RNA. It is a transcript of the gene selenoi, whose product is annotated as selenoprotein I. The coding region runs from base 140 to 1303 and encodes 387 amino acids. The record is from RefSeq and is a predicted model, not a curated record. Gene Ontology annotation, molecular function: ethanolaminephosphotransferase activity. The transcript is spliced from 10 exons. Gene Ontology annotation, biological process: phosphatidylethanolamine biosynthetic process. Lineage: Eukaryota; Metazoa; Chordata; Actinopteri; Syngnathiformes; Syngnathidae. Gene Ontology annotation, cellular component: Golgi apparatus; endoplasmic reticulum membrane.
CGCGUCACCCGGCGUGACCGACAGCGGCUACGCUUCUAUGAUCACUUAACUUCGCCUCGGCCGCUGAAAUCAAACCUGGAACGGUCGCCCGCAGUUUCAUCGUCAUUUGUUGUAUUGCGUAGCGGCGACGGACUGUUCCAUGAUGGCUCUUCUGUACGAAUACGUCACGCAGGAGCAACUCGCAGGCUUCGACAAGUACAAGUACAGCGCAGUGGACUCCAAUCCUCUGUCCGUUUACGUCAUGCACCCUUUCUGGAACUUUGUGGUGAAGUUUCUACCAAAGUGGCUGGCUCCCAACCUCAUCACGUUCACCGGCUUCAUGUUCCUCGUGGUGAACUUCCUCAUGUUGGCCUUCUACGACUAUGACUUCAACGCCUCGGCCGUCGGACAUCAGCAUGUGCCGAGCUGGGUGUGGGUGACGGCGGGGAUCUUCAACUUCUUGGCCUACACGCUCGACGGCGUGGACGGCAAGCAGGCGCGCCGCACCAACUCCUCCACACCACUCGGGGAGCUGUUUGACCACGGGCUGGACAGCUGGGCUUGCAUCUUCUUCGUGGCCACAGUCUAUUCUAUAUUUGGGCGCGGCCCCAGCGGCGUGGGCGUGGCCACGCUUUACUACAUCCUUUGGGUGGUGCUGUUCUCCUUCAUCCUGUCGCAUUGGGAAAAGUACAACACAGGUGUGCUUUUCCUGCCGUGGGGCUACGACAUCAGUCAAGUGACCAUCUCCCUGGUCUACGUGGUGACAGCAGUGGUGGGUGUGGAGACCUGGUACCAGCCUGUCCUGUUCUACUUUCUCUACAGAGACCUUUUCACCUUCAUGAUAGUGGCCUGUUCCUUCUUGGUGACGUUGCCUAUGAGCCUCUGCAACGUGUUCAGGGCGUACCGCAGCAACUCGUUGAAACACAGCAGCGUGUACGAGGCCUUCCUGCCCUUCCUGUCACCCGUGCUGCUAUUCGUCCUGUCCACCAUUUGGGUGCUCUUUUCUCCUUCCGACAUCCUGGAGCUGCAGCCCAGGCUCUACUACCUCAUGGUGGGCACGGCCUUUGCCAACGUCACGUGCAAGCUGAUCGUCUGUCAAAUGAGCAACACGCGCUGCCAGCCGCUGAGCUGGUUGCUGCUACCGAUGGCUGCCGUGGUGACGCUGGCCGUGUCGGGCCUGGUGGCCGAUGAAAUGCUGUUGCUGCACUUGUGGACGGCCGUCGUCGUGCUGGCGCACAUACACUACGGCGUGUCGGUGGUCCAACAACUCAGCGGCCAUUUUGGCAUCCUGGCCUUCUCACUGAAGAAGCCCAGCAGUGACUGACAGGAGGACGAACGAAUCGGCUUGAAAGGAGCAGAGGUCUAGACACAUUCCGGUACACCUUUUCUCUCUGCUCAACGACAUGUCAACGCGGCAACCGUAUCCUCUCCGUUCAGCGAGGGACGCCCAAAAACGCACACAUGCACGCACAAAUAGCCACUCAACUCAAUUUCUUUGUUAUGGGGGGGGCCUCAGAGACGCUCCGACUUACCUCAUUGGAGGAUUGUUGCACUGUGUCGAGCCAAUGAGGUGCGAGUGUUUCCUACGGAAAUGUGUUCCAUUUACGGGCUGGGGAGCCUAUACGCGCGCGCACGCCCACAGACUCACACUGAUACACUGUCUGCUUUCAGGUAGACAGACAGACAGACACACGAUUAUAGCAUUCUGAAUGUAUCAUUAAUAAGCCUUGAUGGAAACUCGAACUCAUAACUCGAAAGUCUUAUUUUGCUCCUUAAUUCAUUGGAAGUAGACCCGUCUAAUGUAUCAUUUUGAAUACGCUUCUCACUGGUGGUGAUCGGAUGCGGAUGAUGCAGGGAAGUGUCGCGUCUUUCACGCUGAUUUGUUCUUUUCGGUGUCAGUGGGUUGUGUUGCCGUGGCGACGGCAGCCGCUUGAAUGAAGAGUGUGUCCCAAAAAUCGCAUGACGGAAGGGAUUUACUCUGAGAGGAAGGAGCGCAUGCCGCCGGCCUUUUUUUUUUUUGGGAAAACAAACUUUUUAUAACAGUAAUGAUUGACAGUCUCAUUAGUGAGUGCCAGAGUCUGUAACUUGGCUAGUAAUGCCUGGCCAAUGGGACACGAGUGUUGAGGGAAAGCCUGCAUGCGUUUCAAGCACAGUCAAGUAAACUCAAGUGUGUGUGUGUGU